Molecule: messenger RNA, 3226 nt
Organism: Oryza brachyantha (malo sina)
Lineage: Eukaryota; Viridiplantae; Streptophyta; Magnoliopsida; Poales; Poaceae
Product: protein FAR1-RELATED SEQUENCE 5-like
Exons: 7
Coding region: 21-2882 (953 amino acids)
Biological process (GO): regulation of DNA-templated transcription
Molecular function (GO): zinc ion binding
Source: RefSeq, a predicted model, not a curated record
UCCAUUUCCCCCUUCCUACCAUGGCCACCGCCACCACCUCCGGCGACCCCGCCGCCGGCGGCGGCGGGGAGCCCACCCCGUCCUCGUCAGCAUCCGCGCCGCCUCGCGAGCCCACGUCCCGCAUAUCCCACAUCGUGCGCACCUACCUCGACCUCUCCUCCAACCCCAAGAAGCGCCGCGCCGGCGCGGCUCCCAAUCGCCAGCCCAGGUCCGGCGGCGGCGGCGGCCAGGGAACCCCCGCCGCCGCAGACGGAGAAAAGGCGGCCCCAUCGGCGGCGCAGCCCACGCGGCUGCUCCGCGAGCUGGGCGUCCGGGUCUCCCGCUACACGCACGAGGAGCGCCGCGGCAUCAUCCUCCGCUACAUGCAGAAGCGGAGCGGCCGCCAGGGCGUCCAGCGCGCGACCUCCAAGGUUCCAUCGAGGCAGGCUCUCGCGGAGCGGCGGCAGAGGGGUUCCAGAGGGCAGUUCCUCAGCAAGGAGGGCGCGCAGAGCGCAGAUAAAAUAGAGCAAAAGGCAGAAGAAGAGCCGGAAGUGCCACCAGAAGUUGUUGCAAAUGCUGGAGGAGUGCCCAUAGUUGGAAUGGUUUUCGAGAAUGAAGAGAAAGCAUACGAGUAUUAUGCUAGCUAUGCUGGAAAUGUAGGAUUCAGUGUUCGGAAAGGACUGUGGGAUAAAACGGUGAAAAAUGUCGCUAGGUCAAGGGUCUUUGUAUGCUCUCGGGAGGGCUUUCGAUCAAACAAUGAGGCCAAAAGACCUCGUCCAGAGACUAGGACAGGUUGUCCUGCACGAAUAGCUAUCAAAUUGGUAUCCAAUGGCAAGUACCGAGUGUCAGAAUUCGUGGAAGAUCACAAUCACCAGCUUUCUGCACCGUUUGAUAUAGAGAUGCUGAACUCACAGAAAGUUUUCAGCAAGAUUCAACCUGGAAACCGAAAUGCUAGUAACAUUCCUCCAGGAUGCAAGAAUUACAUUCGGACCAAGUCGACAGCUCAUAUAAAUCCAGAGGAUCUUGGAGCUCUAAUGGAUUAUUGUCGGAGAAUGAAGAGUGAAAAUCCAUCUUUCUAUUAUGCCAUUCAGGUGGAUGAAAAUGAUAAAGCAACAAAUGUCUUCUGGGCUGAUGCAAGAUCAAUAGUAGACUAUCAUUAUUUCUGUGAUGUGAUCUGCUUUGACACAACAUAUAAAGUAAAUGACUGCAGAAAGCACUUAGCAUUGUUUUUGGGUAUGAACCAUCAUAGGCAAAUGGUCAUAUUUGGUUCUGCUUUUCUGUAUGAUGAAACCGUUGAAUCUUUCAAGUGGCUUUUCGAGACCUUUAAGAGUGCCAUGUGUGGGAAACAGCCAAAGACAAUAUUGACAGAUCGAUCUGCUGCUUUGAAGGAAGCCCUGAGUCUCACUUGGCCUGGUACAGUUCACCGUUCUUGCUUGUGGCAAAUAUACCAGAAUGCUGCUAAGUCCUUAAAACAUGUUUUUAAUACUUUUGAAGGAUUCGCACUUGAUUUUCGCCACUGCAUUUUUGAUAUCAAGGAUGACCAGGAAUUUGAUGAGGCAUGGAAUGUUAUAGUCGAGAAGUACAACCUCAAAGAAGAGGAAUGGUUAAAUAAGUUGUAUGAAGAUCGAGAAAAUUGGGCAUUGCCAUAUAAUCGACAGAUAUUCUUAGGGGACAUUAAAAGCAUGUUGCAAGCAGAAACAUGUUGUGUUAGACUGAGAGAAUACUUGGAUUGUGAGAAGCAUAUCUAUCUGUUUUUGAAAUUAUUCGAAAGUUCAACAGAGAAGAGGAGGCAAGAAGAGAUACAGGCUGAUUACCAAGCCAGCCAAGGGGCACUAAGAGUAUCCGUGCCACUGCUAUGGCAGGGUGCAAACCUGUAUACACCAAUCAUCUUUGAGUUAUUUAGAAAGGAAUAUGAACUGUGUAUGGACUGUAUGGCUUAUAACUGUGGGGAGUUUGGCUCUCUCUCUGAGUACAUGAUCACUGUUAAGAACAAAACUAAAGACCAGCUUGUGCGGUUUGAUUCAUCAGAUGGUACAGUUGCAUGUACUUGUAAAAAAUUUGAAAAUGCUGGAAUAUUAUGCUGCCAUAUAUUAAAGGUAUAUGAGCUGAGAAAUGUUAAAGAGAUCGCUCCUCAGUAUUUUCUUAAGAGAUGGAGAAAAGAUGCAAAGUUGGGAACUGCUGAUGGAAUUAAUGGAUUUAAUUUUGAUAAUGACACAAAAUCUUCUGUUCCAGAACGUUAUGCAGCUGUAUGCCGCUUGUUCUAUAAGAUAGCUGCUAAGGCUGCAGAGAACGUUGAUACAUUUGCACUGAUGGCAAACCAAUCAGAUCAACUUUUUGAGGAAGUAGAACGGAUUUUGCAAUCUACAAUGGCAAGCAAGUCAUCUGUUGGCCCUUCUAUUAAGGAUCAAUUAACUCGUAUGGUUCAGAGUGACUAUCUCCUUAAUAAUAGCAAUGAAGCUGAGAAAUCUACUGGAAAGAAGAAAAAUGAAGUUUAUCGCCAUAAAAAUGCUCUGGGAACUAAUAAAAGGCAGAAAACAAGAAAAGACACAAGGCACCCUGAUGGAGCAACCACUGGACCAAGAGAUGGGGAACUGAACAUGACACCAGAAAACGCGCAGUCAGAAUCAAGGAAUUCUCCAAAUCAGUUCCUCCCAGAUCAAUUAAUGCAGGGGCAUUAUAUACUUGGUCACAGCUUUGAGAAUCUUCAUAACAAUUUGAAUCAGUUUGGUCAGGCUUCAUCAGUUCCAACCCUGCAGCAGCAGGCAUUCCCCGUAAAUAAUCAAUUAGCCCAAGGCUAUCCCAGUGAUAUGCAUGGACUACAGUUUGUAGGGACAAAUCCCCAAAUGGAGCAUGAGAAUACUGAUCAGACCCAGUCAUCGAUACCAGUGUGGGAUUUUCUCUGAUGCAUGACUAUCACAAGCAUGCAGUAGCUUAGAUAGGAUAAUCAGUUAUGUCUUCCUGCUAUGGAAGAGUCAUUUGCUAUGGAAGAGUCAGCUGUACACGUAGGUUGAGAGAACCCAGGACUUCUAGAAUCCUAAUUGGGAGUCUUGGAGAUCCAUUUUUGACAACUAGGAACUAGUUUUGCAUAGAGAAAUUUCAUAGUGAAAUAGUGUAUAAACUAUCAGCUGCUCGCUUCAAAGGGAGCUUUUGUAUAUACUUGCUAGCUUGUAACAUUAGGGUGCUCCCGGAAACGCACAACGCAUUGCGACAGAACUUGGAACUUAUCCUACACUUCUCGACGCCUUUG